GCUGAAUUUUUCAACCCCACUGUCCACCAACAUUGUUUCUGUGUGCCAGGCUUCUGGACUGGAGGCAGUGGAACGAGUGGAGACUACCCGGCGCUACCGGCUUUCAUUUGCCCACCCUCCUUCGGCUGAGAUAGAAGCCAUUGCUCUGGUUGCCCUCCAUGACCGGAUGACGGAGCAGCACUUUCCCAAUCCCAUCCAGAGCUUCUCCCCUGAGAACAUCCCGGCCCCUCUUCAUGGUCCCAUUAACAUACUGGCUGAGGGUCGGGCUGCCCUGGAGAAAGCCAACCAGGAGCUAGGUCUGGCUCUGGACUCCUGGGACCUGGAUUUCUACACCAAGCGCUUCCAGGAGCUUCAGCGGAACCCGAGCACUGUAGAGGCCUUUGAUUUGGCUCAGUCCAAUAG
This is a messenger RNA of Dipodomys ordii (Ord's kangaroo rat), 402 nucleotides long. RefSeq names its product phosphoribosylformylglycinamidine synthase-like. Lineage: Eukaryota; Metazoa; Chordata; Mammalia; Rodentia; Heteromyidae. The record is from RefSeq and is a predicted model, not a curated record. The annotation marks the transcript as partial. The transcript is spliced from 3 exons.